Messenger RNA from Haplochromis burtoni (Burton's mouthbrooder), 5497 nucleotides. Its product is annotated as actin-binding LIM protein 1. Gene Ontology annotation, molecular function: actin filament binding. NCBI's taxonomy places the organism in Eukaryota, Metazoa, Chordata, Actinopteri, Cichliformes, Cichlidae. Gene Ontology annotation, cellular component: stress fiber; actin cytoskeleton. The record is from RefSeq and is a predicted model, not a curated record. The coding region runs from base 1662 to 3785 and encodes 707 amino acids. Gene Ontology annotation, biological process: cytoskeleton organization; lamellipodium assembly; cilium assembly. The transcript is spliced from 21 exons.
UGACCACAAACACAGCACAUGACAGACACGAUCAGCACCUAGCUGCUACACACGGUGGUGCUUAUAACUGCUAGAAAGAGUUAUUUCUCUCACACAUUUGGUUUCAUGAAAACAGAUUUAGAAAAGAGUCAUCAGAACUUGCGUUUAUUGAAAUAUGCAACAUAAAUGGUGAUCAUGUAAGUAGUGUUCACAAAAUGUUUUUCUUCACACAAACAUGUUAAAGAUGUUCUUGCAAAGUUGCGAUUUCAGCACGUCAACUUGACCUGCAGGUGGAGCGUUCGGUUGUAGUCUCUUUUAUGAGUGCAUGUUAAACACACAACAGCCAUUAGGUGGCGCUCCUCACACAUGUACAGUUUGUAUCAAGAUCAUGGGAUUGUGAAGAGUCCACUUUUCUCUUUGCAGGAUUUUCACCUCAGUUGGAUGUUUCCCGUAUUUUAACCUUUUGAAUUUUAUUGUUAAUCCCCAAAUAUGCAGUGGGCCCUUUUUUUUUUUUUAUUUUAUUUUUUUUAUUAUAAGUGAUUGUGGGAAUUUUGGGGGAGGUAGGCAGAAUAACAGUACUUCAUAUCACACCCAUCAAACUGUCAACACCUGUAAGAAUGUGGCCUUGGUUAAAAUAGCUGCAGAUAAAUAGCAGCACACCCUCUUCAGUGAAUACCACAGUCUUUAAAGCGUUCACUGAUUUUCCCCAUGCCGCCUAAUUCUGGACAUGCUACUACUUUUUAUAUUGUUAGUGACAUCGGCGUAUUUAAUUCCGUUUUCCAUUUGUAUUGGUCCAGUGAUACUCGGUCUUGUACAAGUUUUUUCCAUUUCUAAAAGACAAAACAUCAAUGCUACUAAAUAAAAUCUAAACGCAAAUACUUGUGCAAAAUGCCUUUUGAUUCUUGAGUUAUAACUUACAGUAUCAAGGAGUAUGACAGGAGGAAGAAGUAAAGUUGGUGAAUCUGACAACAUUUGAAGAUUUUCAAUUCAUUCCUCUGUGCAGCUGUAACCAGAUUAAAUCAGUCAUAAUAACAAUAAAUUAAAUAAGAUGCAUUUUCUUCUCUUUUGAUAAGAAAAACAAUCCUGCAGAUGAUGUAACAAUCGUACUGUUCUGGAUCUGCUGUGUCACAUUUACUGUUCAGUCACUUGUGUUGUGCUUCAUUCAUCUGCUGGUUAGAUUAUAGCAAAGCUGAGACAGCAUGAGUAAGGUGGGUUAAACGGUGUUAUAAGGUUAGUGAAUAUCAUUUACAUGUACAUGUGUGUCUGUGUCCAGCUGUCCUUUAGUUCAGCCAUAAUCCGUCCAACCAUCAAACAGACUGACUUGUACAGAUAUGGAUGGCCCUUUUUUUCAAAGCUUCAAAUACGGGCAUACAGUUCAUAAUCUUCUUAAAAAAACUGCCCCAAUUGAGUAGAAAAGUAAGAUUCGAAUGCUGACAUACUUGUGUGAAGUCAGUGUUACUAAAACGGAGAGAAGGUUACUUGAAAGAGACUUCCAAGAGCUGAGAUCCUCUGUUACUGUGAGGAUCAACCCUAAAAAUACACCUCACCUAAGCUUCUUAAGGGGUGUGCGGUGGGAGUUAGUCUGCGACUGCCUGAUGGACAACACACACUAACGCUGACUCACAAAGUCGAUUUAAUACCUGACAUUCCACACAAGGGCUUGACCUCUUCAAGUUUGCUUUAUGGUUUCUAACCAGCAGUCAGUCUUCAGCCUGAACUGUUUGGCUGAAAGUCUCGACAACAUGAGCGUGUCAAGCCUUCUCAACCUCAGCAACCUGGGCAAGAUCUGCGGCUCCAGCCACAGCAACGACGUGAUAGUUCUGGACCGGGUGAAGAGGAAGAACUCCGUCAGGCGCAUGUCAAUAAUUGAAGACGGUCAACUCGCAGAGGUUCUCUACUUGAUUCCAAAGCAGUCCAUAAUGGAGCAGCUACCGUUCCUCAACCCUAACGACUACAUUCUGUGUGAAAAGCUGGCAGGUAUACCUGCAGAGCUGUCAGUACUACACACCCAGGAUAGCUGCCACCCCUGCCCUCCAGCAGGGAAGAAGGUAAUCUGCUGCUUCAGGUGUGGGGAGUCAUGCAGAGGAGAGGUGCUGCGUGUUCAGAGCAGCUACUUCCACAUAAACUGCUUUACAUGCAAAGUGUGUGGCUGUGAUUUAGCUCAGAGUGGCUUCUUCAUGAGGAAUGGGGACUACCUCUGCCCGCUGGACUUCCAGCGACGUCAUGGCACAGCUUGCAACAGCUGUGGAGAAUUUGUGGAGGGAGAGGUGGUUACGGUGUUGGGGAAGACCUACCACCCAGCCUGCUUUGUUUGCGCCAUUUGCAAACAGCCUUUUCCUGCUGGGAAUUGUGUCACCUUCAUUGGAAGAGACUGCCUCUGUCAGCGCUGUAUGGAACCUGUGUCGCCGUCUCCAAACGCCACCAGCUAUUCCAGCAACUGCACUGGCUGUGGGAGAGACAUCAAGAAUGGACAGGCUCUAUUAGCCCUCGGAGGCCAGUGGCACCUAGGCUGCUUCAAGUGUAAAACCUGCAGGAAAGCGUUGAGCGGAGAAUAUAUCAGCAAGGAUGGAGUUCCCUACUGUGAGAGAGACUACCAGAUUCAGUUUGGGGUAAAAUGUGAAGCAUGUCAGAAGUUUAUAACUGGAAAACUCUUAGAGGCUGGGGACAGACAUUAUCACCCCAGCUGUGCAAGAUGCAGCCAAUGCGACAGGAUGUUCACAGAAGGAGAAGAAAUGUAUGUGCAAGGAUCAGUAAUUUGGCACCCAGAUUGCAGAGAAACCAGCAGAAUGGAGGACAGCUACAGGGUCGGGAGACCUAAAACGCCCUGUCUUGAUUUCUUUUUCCCUCAACAUGAACUGAAGCAAACUAGAUCAUCAUCUGAAAGCUCCUGUUCCAGGCCGGGCUCAUGCACUCCUGGCAGCCCAGGUCGAGCCAUCUGUGCCAAAGUAGAUAAUGAGAUCAUUGAUUACAGAGACUUAGCAGCAAUUCCCAGAGUCAAGGCUAUAUAUGAUAUUGAGUAUCCUGAUAUGAUAUCUUAUAAGUCUGUGAAUGACCACCCCUCUACUUUGGAUGAGAAAGGAAACACACAACACAGCCAAAGAGUCCAAAAAAGUCCUGCAGAGUCACCAGAAAUCAAAACUGAACCCACAGAGGAGAGUUUUGAAAUAAGAACACGUGUACCCAAAUCUAAAAGCCAAGGGCCUUUCGGACUUCAUACAAUGUACCAUCGCCAUAGCUACACUCCAACUUCGUCCAGAUCACCACAACACUUCCACCGACCAGGGUUCCCGCUUUCUUCCUCUUUAUUCUGUGGCAACACUGGCACUUCCCCUCCUUCUCUUUUAUAUCACACCUUUCCCUCUCAAAGCAAAGCAGACGAAAGCUUCAAUGUGUACAGGAGGGCCCCGAUUUAUAAACAGCAAGAUCCAAAUUCCUCGACAUCCCCAGCAUCCUCUUUGCCCGGUCGGAACAGCCUCAGCCCGCCACGGCCAGCUGAUUUCUCCCACUACCAUGACGACAGAUGCAGAGACUUCAGGCUCAUCUAUGACCAUCAGUACCCAUUAACACAAAUGGAGAGAGGAGUGUCUAUGCCUAAUUUGUUGGAACCAAAUAUCUAUCCAUAUGAAAUGCUCACAGUUAGUAACAGAGGACGAGUGAAGCUUCCCAGGGAUGUUGACAGAACAAGACUUGAGCGUCAUCUGUCCCCAGAAUCAUUCCUCCAGAUCUUUGGAAUGGAUAUUCAAGAAUUUGACAGACUUCCACUUUGGAAACGUAAUGACAUGAAGAAGAAAGCCGAUCUUUUCUAAUACAUGCUGUGAAUAUGCGAUGCACGAGUUCCUUUGAACCUGUAUGUUUAUUCCGAUGUAAAAAAUAGCACAAAAAGUAAGGACAUUUGUGGUUGGUUGAUUUUUCUUCUUUUUUCUUUUUAAUUUUUUUGUAACAAUUGCAUUUGUAGAUUCAAUAGCAAAAUAAUUGGUAGAGAAGAUUUGGCAAUUUUUUUCAUGGGCGCAACCCACAGACUGCUCAACCUACAAAUACAUUUUCUUACAAAUGUAGCACCAUUUAAGGGAGAAUAAACAGGCUUUUCAGCUGCAUAAGAUUUGUUGCCAAGAAGCAUUGUUCAAAGCAUCAACCAAACAAAUGUCCUUACUUUCUGUACUAAAUUUAUUUGGCACAGAAAUAUGAAAUGUUUCCCUAAAAACCGGACAGUUCACAAUUAUCCUGGGACACUGUACCUUUAUCACUUUUUUUUAGUUGUUCAUAGGUUAGAGUAAGGAAUAAUAGCAUAAUUAAUAUUAUAAUAUCCAAAACUUAACCUUAUUUAUUUGUGUUUCCACGGGCAGCCGUGUAUCCUCUAGAUUCCCUGCUUAUAUUAAACAACUCCAUAUUUUUAUUCUUGGAAUCUGCUAGAGCAGCUGUUCAUGAUUCACAGUUUUAAAUAAUUUUCCUUUCCCUCUCCUUUAUGACAACUUUCUUCUGGUUCGUAGAUGUCCUCACAACAGAUCUGUGCCUGAGAUGACAAUAUUAAUACAUCAUACAGAGCCAAGGGUAGAAAAAACUGUCAGUGUUUAGUGGGUUAAAGCCUGAACUUCAGACGCAUAGAUAUUAUCGCUUGGAUCAUUUGAAACCAUGGCCUUGUUUAACAUGAGCAUCCACCAUAGUAACUGUAUGCAACACUAUAUGGACAAUAGUAUUGGACCAUGCCUCUAGGAUCACUGAAUUUAAGUGUGGUACUGUAAUUGGAUGCCACUGUUGCAGAAAGUAAUUUUGUGAAAAGCCUUCCCUUCCAGAUAUUGAGUGAUCAGCUCUGAGACAUUUUACGCUACACUCAGCAGGCACUUUGUUAGUGUCGCUCAGUUUGAACUUCAGCAGGUCAUGUUCACCAGCGGUCCCCAACCAGGACGGUUUAUGUUGGACAAUAUUUUCACGGACCGGCCUUUAAGUGGUCGCGGAUAAAUAUAACAAAAUAAAACCAGUACCAGUACCAAAAAAGAAGAAGAUUUAUUCAUAACACACGAGAAAAGACCCAGGGAAACCGAGUUAACGAUAAAAAAAUAAAGAUAAAAACCCAGAAAACCAUAAAUUUCACACCCGAGCCUCAAGUCUCAUGGCCCCGUACCAAACAACUCAUGGACCACUAUCGGUCCAUGGCCUGGGGGUUGGGGACCGCUGAUCUACACCAUGCCUAAAUGCACUGAGUUGAUGCGCUGUGAUUGGCUGAUUAAACGAUUGUGUUACCGAGCAGAAGAACAAAUGUACCUAACAAAGUUGCUGGUGAGUAUAUAAGUAAAACAUACGUUUGCUGGUGAAAGAAACUGAAUAUGAUGAUGAUAUGUUUUCCUAUUAUGUUUAUAGAAUUUAACUCUGUUUCAUACCCAGCGAUAUAACAGAAGUACUGGCAUGCUGCAGGAAUUCCUCAGACCUGAAUGGAUCCUUUAUGUAAAUCCCAUUGAUUUUGUAGUGGCUACUUGUUAACUGUUACAAUCAAGCUCAAAAUAAAGUCACUGAUGCACCAUGA